AUGUCUUUGAAAGAGAGCAUAGACAAGGCCACGUCGGCCGAGCUGACCGAGGACGAUUUCGGGCUAUUGCUGGACGUCGUCGACAUCGUUAAGAGCGACGCCGACACAAACAUCGAGGAGUCUGUCGACAUCAUUAAAACCAAGCUGGAGUCCAACAACGCCAACGUUAUUCUGCGCAGUGUGUCGCUGUUGGACUUUUUGGCGGAGAACUGCGGCGCCAUGAUGCGCGGCCAGAUUGCCAAGCGGUCAUUUGUCAACAAUUACCUUGUCAAGCUGGUGAACGACCCGAAAAUGCACAAUUCCAUCAAGUACGCAGUCAUCAAGGAGAUCUACAAGCUAAGCAAGAGUUUCAAGGGCGAUGAGUCACUCCGUGCGAUGGAGGACAGUUUCAAAGAGCUGCAGAAGAAGUAUCUGUAUUUGUGCCAGCAGGCGGUUUCUGAGGUUGACGGCACUCCGAAGCCUGCUAGUGGCGAGGAGGACGAGGAGCUUAGAAAGGCGAUUGAGAUGUCGCUGAGGGAGACGGGCCCGCCGUUCAGCGAACGCCAGAGCACUACUGUGGCUGAGCAGGCGUUCAACGUGCCUGCUGCGGCGCCAGAACACGCGCAAGCCCCAGCCCCAGCCCCAGUUCCUGCUCCAGAAAAGGUGCGUGCUCUGUAUGAUCUGCAGUCAAACGACGACGAUACGCUCUCGUUUAAGAAGGAUGACAUCAUCGUCGUUGUUGAGAAGGUCAACGACGACUGGAUUCGAGGCUGUCUGAACGGGAAUUUGGGCAUUGUGCCUGUGAACUACGUCGAAAAGGUGCCGCAGGCGACAGAGCGCGAAUUA
Messenger RNA from Ogataea polymorpha, 825 nucleotides. RefSeq lists its product as uncharacterized. Gene Ontology annotation, biological process: protein transport to vacuole involved in ubiquitin-dependent protein catabolic process via the multivesicular body sorting pathway. The annotation marks the transcript as partial. The record is from RefSeq and is a predicted model, not a curated record. The transcript has a single exon. Gene Ontology annotation, cellular component: ESCRT-0 complex. Lineage: Eukaryota; Fungi; Ascomycota; Pichiomycetes; Pichiales; Pichiaceae. Gene Ontology annotation, molecular function: phosphatidylinositol binding; ubiquitin binding.